Messenger RNA from Dendronephthya gigantea, 774 nucleotides. Its product is annotated as putative ankyrin repeat protein RF_0381. The transcript is spliced from 3 exons. Gene Ontology annotation, molecular function: protein binding. The record is from RefSeq and is a predicted model, not a curated record. Bases 1 to 774 code for a protein of 257 amino acids. NCBI's taxonomy places the organism in Eukaryota, Metazoa, Cnidaria, Anthozoa, Malacalcyonacea, Nephtheidae.
AUGCUGCUAAAGAAUAAUAACGCGCAGACUGUGCUGCACGAUGCUGUUACUAAAGGUACGCUAGAAAUAGUGAAAUAUCUUGUUGAACAUGGCGCUGAUGUAAAUGGUAAGGAUAUAUACGGAUGGGCAGCGCUUAACUAUGCUGCUACUAAAGGUACGAUAGAAAUGGUAAAAUAUCUUGUUGAACAUGGCGCUGAUGUAAAUGGCACGGAUACUAACGGGAGGACAGCGCUUCACGCUGCUGUUAGGGUUAAUAGAUUAGAAAUUGUGAAAUAUCUUGUUGAACAUGGCGCUGAUGUAAAUGGCAAGGAUACUAACGGGUGGACAGCGCUUCACGCUGCUGUUAGGGUUAAUAGAUUAGAAAUGGUGAAAUAUCUGGUUGAACAUGGCGCUGAUGUAAAUGGAAAGAAUACUGACGGGUGGACAGUGCUGCACACUGCUGGUAGUAAAGGUAAGCUAGAAAUGGUGAAAUACCUUGUUGGACAUGGCGCUGAUGUAAAUAACAAGGAUAAAAAAGGGAGGACAUUCUUGCAUGCUGCUGUCAUUCCUGGCGGAUUAGAAAUUGUCAAGUAUUUAGUUGACCGGGGUUCUAACAUAACUCUGAAAAGUGAAAUCAGCGUUCAUACUCUUGGCAAUAACAUAAUGAAGAUUGCUGUUGAGAAAAAUUCAGUUGCUUUGGUCAAUCUUCUGUUGGAAAAGAACAUCGCUGUGUGGAGAGCUGGAACAUUUCAUGUUGAAGGAAGACAAAUGAGUCUUCUUGAAUGGAGUCCGUAA